AUGGAGCCCGGCGUGCGUCAGCUCGACCUCAGCAAGUGUGGCCCCGGCUUCGUGUCGGACAGAGUCGGCGUCGUGUCCGGCCUGAGAUCAAGUGCCGCCUUCUUCACCUUUCUACGAGCAAACCUCGUCCUCACCCCCUCGGCCAUCUCCUCAAACUGCAACACGCCCUACCUCGAGCCCUGCUCUCCUCAUCCCUACCCUCAUUACCACCACCACCAGCUGCCGUCGGAGCCCCCGUCUCCUCUCGCCACCAGCAGCAGCUCGCCCCUGGCGCCCACUGACGACAUCCCCCCUUUACUCCUCGACACGCUCAGCACCCCCGACGACCGCGCCCAUGGCCUGCGCCUCGUCGCCGACUCGGUCACGCAGAUGGAGCACCGCGCCGUCCGCAUCCUCCUCUUCCACCCGCUGUGUCUCGCCCUCGUCACCGCCGCCUGGACCCUCGCCUACCGCUUCGCCUACCUGUCCAGGGGCGGCAGCGCCGGCCUCGCCCUCGCCCUCUGCACCGCCGUCACCACCGCCUACCUCGUCGCCGUGCGCCUCGCCACCCUCGGCUACGUGCCCCUCGCCCAGGCCAUCGACUCGUCCUGGCUCGGGCCCGAGAGCGACCAGGUCGUCAUGAUAGGUGCCCGCCGCGGCGGCCUCCUCGUCGGCGCCCUCGUCCUCCACCUCGAGCCCAGCCCAUGUCCGCCCUGCUCAUCCCCCAAGCGCCGGGGCCGCAAUCGCAGCGCCAGCCUCCGCGGCGGCAAGGGCGUCAUUCGCGCCUGGACCACGCACGUGCAUCACCGCGGCCAGGGCAUCGGCAGGGACCUCUUACUCGCCGCCGUCAGGAUGGCCAAGGACAGGUGUGGCAGGGAUGCCCGCGUCGGCUUCGCCAAGGAGCACGCCAACAGCGCCGUCCUCUUGCCGAGCUUCUUUGCCGCGCCCUUUCGCAGGGACGAGUUUCGCGCCGCUAGGGCCUUGGAGGGCGCGGCUGCCGAGUGGGAGACGACCAAGAAGAGGAAGUGGUGA
This is a messenger RNA of Hirsutella rhossiliensis, 1011 nucleotides long. RefSeq lists its product as uncharacterized. NCBI's taxonomy places the organism in Eukaryota, Fungi, Ascomycota, Sordariomycetes, Hypocreales, Ophiocordycipitaceae. The record is from RefSeq and is a predicted model, not a curated record. The transcript has 2 exons. Gene Ontology annotation, molecular function: acyltransferase activity, transferring groups other than amino-acyl groups. Bases 1 to 1011 code for a protein of 336 amino acids.